AGGCGUUUCCAUGGGCCCCAGACAGACAUCUUUCUUUUAUCCAGAAGUACAACUAUGCCUACGCUUGGAUACAGAAAAGCUUCUAAACGAGGAUAUCACAUAUGCUGCUAUGACUGUGUGCCAUGUUCUGAGGGUGAAAUGUCCAACACAACAGACAGUGAAAUCUGCCAUAAAUGUCCUAAUGAAGAAUGGUCUGAUGAGAAGAAAGAGAAAUGUGUUCCCAGAAUAUACGAGUUUCUGUCUUACAAGGACGAUAUAUCUUUAAUAUUUUUAGGAUUAGUUUUAUUUUUUUCUUCUAUAACACUGUUCACAUUGGGAACCUUCAUUUAUCACUGGGACUCUCCAAUUGUUAAAGCCAAUAACCGGACUGUGAGCCUCAUCCUCCUGGUCUCCAUCUUGUUUGGCUUCCUCAGUGUCUUCUUCUUCCUUGAUCGUCCUGUGGACAUAACCUGCUUGCUGAGACAGACAUCAUUUGGAACUUUCUUCUCCAUUGGUGCUUCUUGUGUUCUUGCUAAGACUAUCACAGUCUGCAUCGCUUUCAAAGCCUCAAAACCUGGAAAUAUCUGGGGAAAGUGGCUCACAGGGAAUGCGUCAUAUUAUAUAAUCUUCAUAUGUUCUUCUGUACAAGUUCUCAUUUGUGUUGUUUGGCUGUUGGUGUCACCUCCUUACGUAGAAUUUGACCAUCGCUCUUAUCCUGGGAAGAUCAUCAUUCAGUGUAAUGAAGGGUCUGACUUGGCCUUUUACCUCAUGUUGGGUUAUAUGGGGUUUCUGACAGCUGUGAGUUUUGUUGUGGCCUUUAUGGUGAGGACAUUACCUGAUAUCUAUAAUGAAGCCAAGUACAUCACCUUCAGCAUGCUGGUGUUCUGCAGUGUCUGGAUUGCCAUGAUUCCGGCUUAUUUGAGCACCAGAGGGAAAUUCAUGGUAGUUGUAGAGAUAUUUGCCAUACUGACCUCAUGUGCUGGUAUUCUUGGUUGUAUAUUUCUACCAAAGAUGCAUAUUAUCCUUUUAAAACCUAACUUAAACCUUAGAAAAACUAUUAUUGGAAGAAACAUGAUAUAGUGUAAUACAUGGUGCAUAUUAGUAUCUGUUCAUCUAGUUUAAUGUAUUUUUGACAUUUUUUUUUACCUCAGCAUUUGUUUUAUUCUUAUAACUUAGAAUAACCUUAAAGUGUACCUGUCGUUAACCAAAAUAUUUGA
Messenger RNA from Hyla sarda, 1196 nucleotides. RefSeq names its product vomeronasal type-2 receptor 26-like. NCBI's taxonomy places the organism in Eukaryota, Metazoa, Chordata, Amphibia, Anura, Hylidae. Gene Ontology annotation, biological process: G protein-coupled receptor signaling pathway. The record is from RefSeq and is a predicted model, not a curated record. Bases 55 to 1059 code for a protein of 334 amino acids. Gene Ontology annotation, cellular component: membrane. Gene Ontology annotation, molecular function: G protein-coupled receptor activity. The transcript has 3 exons.